UGGUAGCCCGGCCCGCCCAGCGCGGCCUCCUCCGGGGCGGCCCCGGGCAGCUCCCGCCCCGCAGCGCUGGGGGUUCCGGAGGCCCCCCGACAGGACGGGGACGGGCGGAGCGGAGCAGGGUUCGGCAGCAGCGGGGCCGGCACAGCUGAAAGCGGGGUUCGGUGCCGGAGCGGCUUCUCGGCUUUGGGAACGGAACAACUGUAAACACAUCAUGGCAAUGCAAGCACAUAAACCUGACCUAGCACCUGGAUUUUCAAACAUUAACCAUGUACCAGGAUAUCAAGUCCCCUAUGGCUAUCCUCAGCAUGCACCUGGGACUUCCCAAGGUAGGUUGUUUGUCUACAGAUCUGUUAUACCAUUGGGAAAUAAGCACGGGAAAUAUGAGGUUUCAUUUCACCAGGGUGACCAUCUCUGAUUUACUUUUCUGCUGUUAAUUUUGUGGAGUUUCUGUUAAUUUCUGUUUGCUGAAAAGUCAUCUUUUCCUUCUUGGUGCUGAGCAGUACCAGCUGUGGUAGGAGUUAAAAAUGUUGGAUGUUCCCCAGUGGUUACUGUGUAGAGUUUGUUAGGGUGGUGUUACUGAUGCAAAGCGAUUAAUGUGUGGCAGCUUCUUGCUGAUGAUAAGAUUUUUUAAUUAAUAUGCUAUUUUAGUAUUUCACUUUACUUUUCUCUAGAAAUCCAGAACUGAAGAAAGAAUUGUUUUCCUCCCGCUAUUCUGCUAAUCUGUGUAUUUUGUGCCUGUUUCCUACCCUAUUGCUGUACUUUGCAUGUGGUUAUACCUUGCACUCAUUUGCUUUUCUCCUCUUCUAUUUCAGUUUCUGCUCCACAUUCAAAAUGCAGCACUUCUAAAUAGCUGCUCAUGUUCUGGCAACUAAUUGCUUUCUGAAGAACCAAGUCUAACAAUCAGACUCAAAGCAUAAGUUGUAGAUAAAAUGCAAAUAGUUUGGCCUGAGUUACUAUGCUGUUCGUAAGUUAAAGCUUGUGCAUGUUGUUGCAAGGCAAUCUGGGGUCUGGAAGUACAGUUAGCUUCAGCAGGGAACGAGCAUGUGCUGCCUGUGUGGUGAAGGUCAGGGGGGCAUUUUUUGUUUUGCAUAAUUGUAUGUGCAUACACUUACACAUGACAGCAGUAGCUAGUUUGUGCGCAAAACCUGUACUCAGACAUACAAGCAAUUUGUAUUCCAUAAGGGUGAAUCCUUCUCUAGAGUGGGGGGUCCUGCCACCUACGAAUUUUAAGCCACAGCUGUUUACAUCACCUGAGGUACUGUCCUGCUUACGGCCACAGUGUGAGCUUUCAUAUGUGACAGUCCAUGUAUUGGAAUGUAAUGUGAAACACUGGUGCUGAACGGAUUUGGGCUAAAAUCUACAAAUCUACAAAUUUACUCGAACUAUUUGUCUUUGGACAGCUCUACAAAAAUAUGCUUUAUGGCUUCUGCACUGUGCUUGCUUCUGAGUAGAAUAUAAAAUUCCUCUCAGAGUGAAAACCUACAGCCUACCGGAGAAUUAUUAGGUGAGGGGAAAAAAAAUAGUUCUUGUUCUGUAACUUUCAACAGCAACUUCAGCAGCUUCAGCUACAAAGGCUGUAUUGCUGCAAGCAAGGCUCUGCGCUCAGCCGAGGAUGUGGGCUAGGCUGUGAGCACCAAGGCAAUGCUGCAUGUGCCAUCUGGUGGGAUGCUGAGCAUUUACAUCCUGAAGUGCUUCAUGAGAGCUUGUGUUUUCUACUGAGUGCUAACUGGAGAAGAUUUACUUGGCAUUCACAAAAUGUGGAACUGUUUCCUCUUUUAGUAUGCACCUCCUCCAUCAAGGAGUUGUGGAUUUCCUGAGUUUUGAAAGAGAAUGGGAAAGUGCAGGUUUUAGAUCACACUCAUCUAAUUUGAAAAUUGCAGAUGAACUUUGCUAAAAGGACAUUUCCUAUCACAUAAGUGGAAGGCAUGAUUCCAGAAACACUUUGUCUUAAAAUUCCUCAUUUGCUCAACUGACAACUUGUAAAUGCCCAUAUUUUUCAUCUAAUUUAAGGUAUUCUGUCUUCUUUACUUACAAAUAACCUUCAUUUAUUUAUUUCUAAUUUUUGAUUUACCUAUCUUUAUGUGAAUAAAAUUUCUGCUAUAUUCAAGAAUGAUGCAUUUAUUUAUUUUGUUUGGUUUUGUCUGGAGGGAUUAGAACAUCCAUAUCCAGUGUAAAUUCUUUUCACAAAAGUAUUCCUAACUGAAAUAUAUUGUAGGUAUAAGGAUCUUCAUAGGUCAAAAUAGUGAAUAAAUUAAUCUUUUGAAGAUCCAUGGGGCAAUUCUUUUCUAACAUCUAACUUUAGUAACUGCAUCUCUCCUACCACACCAGGUAUCGCAGGUGCAGGGAGCUAUGGCUUUCAGGUACAGGCCAUGAGAAUCCCAGCUGAACUUACUGUUCCACCCAUCCAGAACCAGCCCAUUGUGAAGGAGGGGACAAUCUGGAUGCCCAUCCCUCCUCCUCUUCCCAACUGCCCUCCUGGACUAGAAUACCUCACACAGUUUUGACUGGCUUUGAAACAAACAACAAAUAUGAAAUCAAGAAUACGCUGGGGCAAAGGGUGUACUUUGCAGCAGAGAACACUGACUGCUGUACCAGGAAUUGUUGUGGGCCAUCACGACCCUUCACCAUGCAGAUUAUAGACAACCUGGGCCAUGAGGUGAUAACGCUGCAGAGACCCCUCCGAUGUUCUUCGUGCUGCUUUCCCUGCUGCUUACAGGAGAUGGAAGUUCAGGCACCUCCAGGAACACCAGUUGGUUAUGUUGUCCAGAACUGGCAUGCCUGUCUGCCAAAGUUUACCAUUCAAGAUGAGAAAAGAAUGGAUAUACUGAAAAUUACUGGCCCAUGUGUUGCCUGCAGCUGUUGUGAUGAUGUUAAUUUCAAGGUGAAAUCUGUGGAUGAGACUGCUACUGUUGGAAGGAUUUCUAAGCAGUGGACUGGAUUUUUGAAAGAAGCCUUUACAGAUGCAGAUAACUUUGGAAUCACAUUCCCAAUGGACCUUGAUGUAAAAAUGAAAGCUGUCAUGAUUGGUGCUUGCUUCCUUAUCGACUUUAUGUUUUUUGAGCAUGGUGGUGAUAACCAACAGCGAACAGGAGUUUGGCAAUGAAAACUUUUAUAUAGAAGAAGAACAUAAAUCCCAACUUUCCAGCGGAUUGCAGAGCUCCAGUAAGAGUGUGAGAAAUGUGUAUUUUGUGCUACCACAAGUUUAUAUUUCUAUAAACUAGAAGCUUUAUGUUUUGUUGCAGGUUUUUCUUUGUAGUAAAUAGUAGUAAAUAAUUUUGUAGUAAACAAUUUGUAGUAUUCAAAUAAGAACACUUUUUCUGUACUGAUCAAAACAAUAAUUUAUAGAAAUAUAUAGCAACAUUUUUUCCCAAGAAAUUUGGGAUUGUAAAAUAAGUACUUAUAGCUACUUUAAUUCAUAAAAAAAAAGAGGACUUCUAUAUUCAUUAUUAUUAUAAGCAGUGAGCCUAAUAAAGAGGUCCUGAUCUUUUUCUGUGUAUCCUUUUUUGGUAGUUUUGCCUUGGUGUUCACAUUCUGUUGUUUCCAACUUCUUAUCAAACAUAUACAUUCAAACCAAAGUAAGUUUGAACCAGAUGAUUCUUGAGGUCCCUUCCAACCUGUUAUUCUCUGAUUUUCUGAUUCUGUGAUCUAAGUGAACUAUCAAAAAUCACUGUAAAAUUGUAGAGUGAUGGUGACAAAUCUGCUGUCAAAUGACUCCUUCAGUGUAAGUUAGUUUCAUAAUUUAGGUUGUUUUGAAACUUAAGGCUUUGAUUUUCAUUAACAGAAGUUUAGAGGAAAUGUAAAAGAAACAGGAAUUCUCUUUCCUCUUCAUUUAGUCCAUGGAUUUCACAGAUUGUAAGUCUGUCUGUAAUUGUGAGAGUGCAAGAAUAAUAAACAGAAGAAUUCUA
This is a messenger RNA of Strigops habroptila (Kakapo), 3905 nucleotides long. It is a transcript of the gene PLSCR1, whose product is annotated as phospholipid scramblase 1. Gene Ontology annotation, biological process: plasma membrane phospholipid scrambling. Gene Ontology annotation, cellular component: plasma membrane. Gene Ontology annotation, molecular function: phospholipid scramblase activity. Bases 2627 to 3103 code for a protein of 158 amino acids. The transcript is spliced from 7 exons. NCBI's taxonomy places the organism in Eukaryota, Metazoa, Chordata, Aves, Psittaciformes, Psittacidae. The record is from RefSeq and is a predicted model, not a curated record.